AUGUCUUCCCCAUGCAAGCUAAUCGUCGUUGUCGGUGCCACGGGAAAUCAAGGCUCUUCUGUGGCCCGAACCUUCUUGCAGCUCAAUCACUGGGAUGUCCGCUGCGUCACACGCAACGUGUCUUCUGUGGCGGCCAAAAACCUGGCGUCGCUCGGGGCCGGCGUGGUAGAGGCUAAUCUCGCCGACCUUGCAUCGCUGCAUCGUGCUUUCGCAAAUGCCAAUGCGAUCUUUGUUAAUACGGAUUUCUGGGGCCCUUACCGAAGCUCAACGGUCACAGGAGGCCAGUCCAAGUCCAGCGAUGAGGCUUUUCAAGAGGAGGUCCUGCAUGGGCAGAACGCUGCCAUUGCCGCGGCUGAGAUCCCGACCCUGGAGCGCUUUGUCUAUUCGGCACUGGGCCCUAUGAAGAAGCAUUCCCGUGGGAAAUACUCCUGUUCUUAUCAUUGGGACUCGAAAGCGACGAUUGUGGAGUACAUUGAGCGGGAUCAGCCCUCCUUGGCCCGAAAGACUUCCUUUAUCUACCCGGCCGUAUACGCGACAAACCCGCUCUUCAUGCCAUCCCUGAAUGCCUCGACUGGUCGGUACCAGUUUGUGCUGCCGCUACCUAAAGAUCUGGAGAUCCCAAUCAUCAACCCCUCCGAAUCGACCGGUCCCUUCGUCCGCGCUCUCGUGGAGAACGAGCGACCUGGCGUCAAGCUUCUCGCCUAUGACACCUCCCUGACCGUUGAAGCCAUCGUGAAAGCCUGGAAUCACGCCACCGGUAGACUAGCCGAGCUGGUCGAAGUUAGUGUAGAUUAUAUGCAUCGAGAGCUAGGAAUUCCUUUGGAAGUGCUAGAUGCACCCCCCUACAUCGCCGAGUUUGGAUACAUGGGAGGUCUGGACAACGUCCUCUACCCGCGGGACCUGGCCGUCCCGGUCCAGACCCCUUCUUUUACGAGCUGGCUCAAUGCACAAGACUGGCAGCAGGUCCUUGACGGGGGAAAGGCAGAGCUAACCUCGGUACUGGAGGAUGCGAGUGAAUGUGUAGAAUCUGAGAAAGUUUAG
This is a messenger RNA of Aspergillus melleus, 1041 nucleotides long. RefSeq lists its product as uncharacterized. Bases 1 to 1041 code for a protein of 346 amino acids. The transcript has a single exon. The record is from RefSeq and is a predicted model, not a curated record. Lineage: Eukaryota; Fungi; Ascomycota; Eurotiomycetes; Eurotiales; Aspergillaceae.